CUGCUGCUGGGGGUCGGCGAUGAGAUGAUGAAGUAAUGAAGCAUCAAGAGCCAGUUGUUCCAGAGCAAUCCGUCUCUGCCCUGCGCUGAUAUGAUUGAUCUAGUUAAGGUUUCUUGUUUUCUUUACCAAGACAUUGGCAAGUGCUGUUUUAAGUACAUCAGCUAAAAAGUUGGCACAGAAGCAGUGGCAUUAUUUUACUCCAAUAAAAUCACGGUCCUUCCCAGGACAGUGGGUUUCCAGAGAUAAUAUCUCUGAAUUAGGCAUGAUGUCAGUCCAGAACCUUGAAGAGGACAUUGAUCUUUACAUGCCUCCUGCAGCAGUCCGUGGCAUAACUCAGCUAAACAGGGACUUGUUUCGGAAAACUGUUGCACUUCCAGCUCUUAAGGUGAGAAAGGACUUAAUCAACAAAGUCAUGAAACCAUUGAAAAAUGUAGCAAUAAAAAGACCUGGACUGAAGCGUGUAGUUGAAGAUUCUGAAGAUGAAAUGUAUAGACUCAUUCUGUUGGACUCGAACAAAAUAUCAUGCUCAGAAUCCUUUGGAGCUUCCGAGAGAGCUGUUUUAAAAGAACACGAUGUUGAUCUUAAGAUUCACAUGUACAAUUUAGAAUUGACAUAUGAACAUUUCAAACCUGAGGAGAUUCUGAAGGCAGUUCUGCCUGAAGGACAGGACGUAACCACUGGAUUUAGCAGAGUCGGCCACAUUGCUCACAUGAAUCUUCGAGAUCAUCAGCUUCCAUACAAGUAUUUGAUUGGUCAAGUCAUAAUGGAUAAGAAUCCGGGAAUAACUUCAGUGGUUAAUAAAAUUAAUAUUAUUGACAACACUUACCGUAAUUUUCAGAUGGAAAUACUAGCUGGGGAAGACAAUAUGAUAGCAAAGGUCAAAGAGAACAACAUAGCAUAUGAAUUUGAUUUUUCCAAAGUCUAUUGGAAUCCACGGCUCAGCACAGAACAUGGUCGAAUAGUUGAUCUUCUGAAAGCUGGAGAUCUAGUGUAUGAUGUAUUUGCUGGUGUUGGACCUUUUGCUAUUCCAGCAGCAAAGAAAAACUGCAAAGUCAUGGCAAAUGAUCUUAACCCAGAGUCUUAUAAGUGGCUGGUCCAUAACUGCAAGAUGAACAAAGUAGAUAAACAAGUACAGACAUUCAAUCUGGAUGGCAGGGACUUUAUUAUGGGCCCAGUUAAAGAUGAUUUAGCAAAACAAACUGAAGCAUUUUCUUUAAAGGAGAACAGAACCUCCAUUCACAUAAUCAUGAAUCUGCCUGGCUUGGCUAUUGAGUUCCUGGAUGCCUUCAGUCAACUGUUGCAGGAGCAGGACUCUGUUGAUAUUUUACCUACAGUCCAUUGCUACAGUUUUUCCAAGAGUGAUGAACCCGCCAAAGAUAUUCAGAGAAGAGCAGAACAUUUCCUAAGGACCACUUUAGAAGGACGCUGCUCUAUCCAUUUGGUUCGUAAUGUGGCCCCAAACAAGGAAAUGAUGUGUAUAAGUUUUAAGAUCCCUACUAAGGUGCUGUGCCGAAAUCUCUUGGCAGAAGACAAUACUGAAGAACCAGCUUCAAAACGCCUCAGGUCUGAUGAGACUACUGCCUGUACUGGACCACGGUGACUUGUGAUAAAUGAGCAACUUCAUUUUUAGCAGUUAAGAAACUGAAUACAGUGCAACUUAAUUGGCAGUCAGUUAGAGGAAUCUCAAUGUUUGCAUCAUUUCCUGGUCUCCUUUCUCCUGGUCAUGAUUUGCUUCUAUAAACAGCCAAUGAUUUGUUAUAAUGGGGAUUGAAGUCCUCUCAAGGGCUCACUUUACUUGCGAGCCAGGAUCGUUUUUCCACUGUAGAUAUUGAAUUCUAUCAUAUUAAUAAGUAACCAAUGGAAAAUCUUGACUCCUACACCACCAUUAGAACUGCAAAUAAAACUUAAAAAAAUGCAUUCAGCAUGCAUCAAUCAUUUUGGUUUUUGGAACACUUUCAGAAUGCUUAAAUAUCCUGAGAUAUAUUCUUUUGAGCAGAGCAAAUUUCAGUAGGUUUAAGAAUAGAUGGCUUCAGCCCAAAUGCAGUAAAAUAAAUUACAUUUAUCAUGAUCUAUUUUCUGCAGCUAUAGUAUUUAAAGAUUAGGAUUUCAAUUUACAGUAGUGGUGAAGCAAUUUGCAUUCCACUGAAAGAAUGCUCAAAUGUUUUUAAUUUUAAAUCAUGAAGGAAAAUAUCCCGAGAUUGUUAACAAUGGAGCAAAAGUCUUUCAGCUUAUUCUAUACAUUUGACAUAAAUGAGUUUUACUGCUGGAGGGAUGUUGUAGCUAAGUUUCCCUCUGCCUUAAUAAAAUAAGGACAUUAUUUCUAAGGUCCAAGACAAUGAAAGUAUGCCAAAUGGUUAUUUAUCAUGGAAAAUUAUUGGUUAAAAAUGAGUACCACACUAUUAAACAACAUAACAAUAAAUCUGUUUUGCUGACGACAAGACCAAAAAUCC
Pristis pectinata (smalltooth sawfish) is the source of this 2450-nucleotide messenger RNA. RefSeq names its product tRNA methyltransferase 5 (gene trmt5). Gene Ontology annotation, cellular component: mitochondrial matrix; cytoplasm. Bases 263 to 1600 code for a protein of 445 amino acids. The record is from RefSeq and is a predicted model, not a curated record. Lineage: Eukaryota; Metazoa; Chordata; Chondrichthyes; Rhinopristiformes; Pristidae. The transcript is spliced from 6 exons. Gene Ontology annotation, biological process: tRNA N1-guanine methylation; mitochondrial tRNA methylation.